Cryptomeria japonica (Japanese cedar) is the source of this 2934-nucleotide messenger RNA. Its product is annotated as O-fucosyltransferase 20. NCBI's taxonomy places the organism in Eukaryota, Viridiplantae, Streptophyta, Pinopsida, Cupressales, Cupressaceae. The transcript is spliced from 5 exons. Gene Ontology annotation, cellular component: cytoplasm. The coding region runs from base 578 to 2158 and encodes 526 amino acids. The record is from RefSeq and is a predicted model, not a curated record.
UUUUAGCAGUUUCUUGACCAAUAAGUAUGUGGGAUUAUCGCCAUUGUCUGUAACCUAUGUACCCACUUGUUUUUUGCCCCAACCUUAUAUACCCAGUUGCCUCCAUUGUCAAAGAUUGAGAUUUGAGGAUUGAAUACCAGGGCUUCUCACUCUGCCUGCAUAUAUACCCAGUGGCCUCCAUUGUCAAGGAUUGGGUAUUGAGGAUUGAACGAAUAUCAGGCCUCUGUCUCUACAUCCGCCAUUGCCAAGGGUUGAGUAUUUGAGGAUUGAGUAGCAGGCCUCUGUCUCUGCAUAAUAACCAGUGGUCUCCAUUGUCAAGGAUUGAGUUCUGAGGAUUGAAACCAGGCAUCUGCUUAAAUACCCAGUGGCCUCCAUUGCCAAAGAUUGUGUUUUUGAGGAUUGAAUACGAGGCCCCUGUCUCUACAUAUAUAUCCAGUGGCCUCCAUUUUCAAGGAUUGAGUAUUGAAUACCAGGCCUCUGUCUCUGCUUCUAUAACCAGUAGCAGCCAUUGUCAAGGAUUGAGUUCUGGGGAUUGAAUAGCAGAUUUGAGUAAAUACUCGUCUCCAGAAGUGGGAAAAUGGUGAGGCAAACGAAGAUGUCCUACAUUUCAAUCCCUGCGGACAUGAUACACACAGUGCCUGCAUCGCUUUUGUCACCCAGGAAGGUGCACAAGCAGAAGGAGAAGGUGUGGCGCAUCAGCCUUGCCAAGAAUCCAAGCUUUUGGGCGGCGGGGAUUUGUGGAUGUGUGUGCAUUUACCUCAUCCUCUGCAUGUGGUGUGGGAGUGACAGCGGUGUGGUAGUGCCAGAGAAUGCAUCUACGCUGGGUUUCCUUCCGGCGCAUGCUCUGGCUACCAAUUUGACGGAGGAAGAGCAAAGCUUUUGGAAGCAGCCGGAUAAUUUGGGAUACCGGCCGUGUUUGGAAUUCAGCAAACAGUUUGAGGCGGAAUCGCUUGUGGUCGUCAGUCGGCGGCGUAGGUAUUUGAUGGUGGUGGUGUCCGGCGGAUUGAAUCAGCAACGCAAUCAGAUUGUGGAUGCAAUCGUCAUCGCUCGUAUUCUUGAAGCCACUCUGGUUGUCCCCAUUUUGCAGGUCAAUCAAAUCUGGGGAGAUGACAGUGAAUUUAGUGACAUAUUUGAUGUGGAGCACCUGAAGCAAACUCUCAAGGAUGAGUUGAGAAUUGUUUCGUCCCUGCCUUCAACUCAUGUGAUGAAGAGGCCUCUGGAGGAGAGCAGGACGCCUAUGAACGCGACCCCCGCCUGGAUUCGAUCGCGGUACAUGAGGCGUUUGAACAGAGAAGGCGUUCUGCUUCUUCGUGGACUCGACUCCAGGCUCUCUAAGGAUCUUCCUUCUGAUCUCCAGAAGCUCCGUUGCAAGGUUGCAUUCCAUGCCCUGAGAUUUGCACAGCCUAUUCGGGAACUUGGAGCCAAGCUUGCACAGAGAAUGUGGAAGCAGGGGCCGUAUGUUGCCCUGCAUCUGAGGCUUGAGAAGGAUGUGUGGGUGCGAACAGGAUGCCUCCCCGGUUUGAGCUCUGAGUAUGAUGCGAUUGUUCAGCAGGAGAGGAAAAACCGGCCAAGUCUUCUGACAGCUCGCUCGAAUUUGAGCUACCAUGAACGCAAGCUUGAGGGGCUUUGUCCUCUCAAUGCCAUGGAAGUUGCCAGACUUCUCAAAGCCCUUGGAGCACCAAGCAAUGCGCACAUAUACUGGGCAGGAGGAGAACCCCUGGGAGGGAUCAAAGCUCUGGAGCCUCUGACGAAAGAAUUCCCUAAUUUUUACAACAAGCGAAGCCUUGCAUUGCCAGGGGAGCUGGAUUCAUUCAAUAAAAAGGAAUCCGUUCUUGCUGCAGUAGACUACAUUGUGUCUCUAAACAGCGAUGUUUUCAUGCCUUCUCAUGGGGGAAACAUGGGCCAUGCCAUUCAGGGUCACAGGGCAUAUGGAGGUCACCGAAAGCACAUAACACCCAACAAACGAAAGAUGCUUCCAUUUUUUCUUGACAAAACACUGACUGAACAAGAUUUCAAUACCAUCAUUGGGAACCUACAUAACCAGUCACUUGGGCAGCCAGAAUUCAGAACAGAUAAGCCAGGGCGUGAUAUUAUAGCUUAUCCAGUCCCAGAGUGCAUGUGCACAUCUCAAUCCAGCACUGCAGCUUCCCUCCCAUAAAUGUUUUCCAUUUCUUGAUUCAUUUUUUCCUGAAGCUCAAACUCUAUCAAAGAGUUUCAAUGAACUCCAAAGAUCUACAGGGCAAUCACUAAGAGACAUGCUCCACAGUCCACAUUAGGGCAAUCAAUUUUCUCCACCCUGACAGUGGAAAAGACAUCUUGCGAAGAAGAAGACAUAUUCAGCACAGCAUAGCCGAUGAGGGAAGCCAACUUGGCUGUAAUUUGGUUUGCAGAGAAGCCAUGGCGAACUGGCAAACAAAGGCAAGACAUGAUGCUAUACAAUAACCCUGAGAAGUUGCACAAAACAUUAACAAUUGUGGUGCACGUCCAUUAAAUCAUGAGAAGACAAAUGAAAAGGACAUGGAGAUCGUAUCAUGCAAUUUCUACUGACUAACUCACUUUUCUCUAGUGCGGUUAAUCAUUCACUGAAAUUGAUGCAGUAAUCAGAGUGAUGCUUAGUCAGAAAAAAACAUUCUGAAACAAUUCUUCCCCACCCAUAUUGAUAUGACUCUACCUGGUGAAACAAACAAAUCUCUUCGUAAAAGAGGUCUGAUUUUAUAGCCAAUUGAAGUGGCCUGCGAGGAACCGCACUACUCAAUAAAGUGCUUUCCCAUAUUAGACUAAUACUAAUAUCAGCAGCAUUGCAAAAGUAUGCUCCCUUGCUCAUUAAUUAAGGCAUUUGGCUCGUAGGCAACUAAUGUAUGUUGGAUUAUUUUCGAACUGCAAAGGAAGCAUAAAUUUAUGAGAAACAUAUAUGGAAUUCCAUUUUCUUUUUUA